CUCGCUUGUUUUUCUCGCGUAAUCUGGCAACAUUGAGUUCCUGGCCUUACGAGUCAACAUCAGCUUCCUGAGCUCCGUUUCAAACACGCAGCUGGGCAAAAAUGCUGGUCCUUGUGUUAGGUGACCUUCACAUUCCCCACCGAUGCAACACCCUGCCUGCCAAAUUCAAGAAGUUGCUAGUGCCUGGCAAGAUUCAGCACAUCCUCUGCACGGGAAACCUUUGCACAAAGGAGAGCUACGACUACCUGAAAACACUCGCUGGAGACGUGCACAUUGUCAGAGGAGACUUCGAUGAGAACUUGAAUUAUCCGGAGCAGAAGGUGGUGACGGUGGGGCAGUUUAAAAUCGGCCUGAUCCACGGACACCAAGUGAUCCCGUGGGGCGACAUGGCGAGCUUGGCGCUGCUUCAAAGGCAGCUGGAUGUGGAUAUCCUCAUUUCUGGUCACACACACAAAUUUGAGGCUUUUGAGAAUGAAAAUAAAUUUUAUAUAAACCCCGGAUCUGCCACAGGGGCCUAUAGCGCACUGGAAAGCAACAUCACACCAUCGUUUGUUUUGAUGGACAUUCAAGCAUCUACGGUGGUAACGUAUGUCUAUCAGCUCAUCGGAGACGACGUCAAAGUCGAGAGAAUCGAAUACAAAAAGUCUUAGAGAGCGCGGAUACUCUCAGCUGCCUUCUUUCAGGAUGCUAAUCUUGUCAUUCCCUCUCACCUGAACGUCACGAAUGCUGUAUCAUAACGUUACGCUAUAUUUUAAUGUAAUAUAUAAUACUGUUUAUAUGUCACCAGAAUGUCAGCGUUGUGGUUUCAGCAGAUGGUUGUUGAGGAUGCAAUAAUGCUGCAUUAUUUGCAUAAUGUUAGUGCGAAUUAGUCUUCUAAAUAUGUUAUGUGCCCUAUUAAUUUUUUCAAGGCCCUUGUUAAGUCAUCUUUCAUAAAAUAAAACCCCACAUCACAUGA
Molecule: messenger RNA, 955 nt
Organism: Labeo rohita (rohu)
Lineage: Eukaryota; Metazoa; Chordata; Actinopteri; Cypriniformes; Cyprinidae
Gene: vps29
Product: VPS29 retromer complex component
Exons: 4
Coding region: 102-650 (182 amino acids)
Biological process (GO): intracellular protein transport; retrograde transport, endosome to Golgi
Cellular component (GO): endosome; retromer complex
Source: RefSeq, a predicted model, not a curated record